Molecule: messenger RNA, 5119 nt
Organism: Chlorocebus sabaeus (green monkey)
Lineage: Eukaryota; Metazoa; Chordata; Mammalia; Primates; Cercopithecidae
Source: RefSeq, a predicted model, not a curated record
ACGGUGGGGCUGGGGUGGGGUCCUGAUUCUCCCAGUCGAGGAAGUCAACGUGCAAAUCCUUGAAGCUGAGCUCAUGGCAGAGGUCUCGGCCCAGGCAAGAGAGAGGCGGCUGGUGGCUGUCUCUUGGCCCCCACCGCUUGCGGAUAGAUGUUGCUGGAGGAGGGGGAUGUUUGUUUCUCCACCACCCACCCUCUGGUGACGUCACACCUCCGCAGCCAAUGGCUGGGAUCUCUCUCUCCUCCCCCUCCCCAUUCCUUUUCCCCCCCAGCCUAGAGCUGGGGCUGACAGACGGGACCAGGAGCUCUUGAGGUGUCUGGAGGCUCAGCGAGCCCCGGACCCAGGAGGCCCAAGGAGCUGGAGGUGACCCUCAGGCAGCAAGAACCCCGCGGAAGGGCGUGAGCGCUGCAGACAGCUGUGCGGCACCUCGGGCUGGGCUCCUGUUAGGAGGAAGUGCCUGCGCCCAGGCAGCGGCUCAGAGGCAGCUGCUCCAUGCAGAACUGAAGCUGGUUUUGCAGCAGAAAGGGGAGAGGACGCAGGAGCCUGGGGUGCAGGUGCCUCCCAGCAACACCAUGGAGGCCAGGAGCCGGAGUGCAGAGGAGCUGAGGCGGGCGGAGUUGGUGGAAAUUAUCGUGGAGACAGAGGCGCAGACCGGGGUCAGCGGCAUCAACGUAGCUGGCGGCGGCAAAGAGGGAAUCUUCGUUCGGGAGCUGCGCGAGGACUCACCGGCCGCCAGGAGCCUCAGCCUGCAGGAAGGGGACCAGCUGCUGAGUGCCCGAGUGUUCUUCGAGAACUUCAAGUAUGAGGACGCACUACGCCUGCUGCAAUGCGCCGAGCCUUACAAAGUCUCCUUCUGCCUGAAGCGCACUGUGCCCACCGGGGACCUGGCGCUGCGGCCCGGGACGGUGUCUGGCUACGAGAUCAAGGGCCCGCGGGCCAAGGUGGCCAAGCUGAACAUCCAGAGUCUGUCCCCUGUGAAGAAGAAGAAGAUGGUGCCUGGGGCUCUGGGGGUCCCCGCUGACCUGGCCCCUGUUGACGUCGAGUUCUCCUUUCCCAAGUUCUCCCGCCUGCGCCGAGGCCUCAAAGCUGAGGCUGCCAAGGGUCCUGUCCCGGCCGCCCCUGCCCGCCGGCGCCUCCAGCUGCCUCGGCUGCGUGUACGAGAAGUGGCCGAAGAGGCUCAGGCAGCCCGGCUGGCCGCCGCUGCUCCUCCCCCCAGGAAGGCCAAGGUGGAGGCCGAGGUGGCUGCAGGGGCUCGUUUCACAGCCCCUCAGGUGGAGCUGGUUGGGCCCCGGCUGCCAGGGGCCGAGGUGGGUGUCCCCCAGGUUUCAGCCCCCAAGGCUGCCCCCUCCGCAGAGGCAGCUGGUGGCUUUGCCCUCCACCUACCAACUCUUGGGCUCGGAGCCCCGGCUCCGCCUGCCGUGGAAGCCCCAGCCGUGGGGAUCCAGGUACCCCAGGUGGAGCUGCCUGCCUUACCCUCACUGCCUGCUCUGCCUCCACUUCCCUGCCUAGAGACCCGGGAAGGGGCUGUGUCAGUAGUGGUGCCCACCCUGGAUGUGGCAGCACCGACUGUGGGGGUAGACCUGGCCUUGCCGGGUGCAGAGGUGGAGGCCCGGGGGGAGGCACCUGAGGUGGCCCUGAAGAUGCCCCGCCUUAGUUUCCCCCGAUUUGGGGCUCGAGCAAAGGAAGUUGCUGAGGCCAAGGUAGCCAAGGGCAUCCCUGAGGCCAGGGUGAAAGCUCCCAGACUUCGAAUGCCCACCUUUGGGCUUUCCCUCUUGGAGCCCCGGCCUGCUGCUCCUGAAGUUGUAGAGAGCAAGCUGAAGCUGCCCACCAUCAAGAUGCCCUCCCUUGGCAUCGGAGUGUCAGGGCCCGAGGUCAAGGUGCCCAAGGGACCUGAAGUGAAGCUCCCCAAGGCUCCUGAGGUCAAGCUUCCAAAAGUGCCCGAGGCAGCUCUUCCAGAGGUUCGACUCCCAGAGGUGGAGCUCCCCAAGGUGUCAGAGAUGAAGCUCCCAAAGGUGCCAGAGAUGGCUGUGCCGGAGGUGCGGCUUCCAGACGAGGUGCAGCUGCCCAAAGUGUCGAGUGAAACUCCCAAGGUGCCAGAGAUGGCUGCAGUGCGGCUUCCAGAGGUGCAGCUGCCCAAAGUCCCAGAGAUGAAACUCCCAAAGGUGCAGAUGGCUGUGCCAGAGGUCUUGACUUCAGAGGUGCAGCUGCCUAAAGUUGUCAAGAUGAAACUCCCAAAGGUGCCAGAGAUGGCUGUGCCGGAGGUGCGGCUUCCAGAGUGCAGCUGCCGAAAGUCCCAGAGGUGAAAGUCCUGAGAUGAAGCUUCCCCAGAGAUGGCUGUGCCGGAGGUGCGGCUUCCAGAGGUGCAGCUGCCGAAAGUCCCAGAGGUGAAAGUCCCUGAGAUGAAGCUUCCAACGGUGCCUGAGAUGAAACUUCCUGAAAUGAAACUCCCUGAAGUGAAACUCCCGAAGGUGCCUGAGAUGGCCGUGCCCGAUGUGCACCUCCCAGAGGUGCAGCUGCCAAAAGCCCCAGAGAUGAAACUCCCUAAAAUGCCCGAGAUGGCUGUGCCAGAGGUUCGACUCCCCGAGGUGCAGCUGCCAAAAGUCUCAGAGAUGAAACUCCCCAAGGUGCCUGAGAUGGCCGUGCCCGAUGUACACCUCCCAGAGGUGCAGCUGCCCAGAGUCUCCGAAAUGAAAGUCCCUGACGUGAAGCUCCCAGAGAUAAAACUCCCCAAGGUGCCUGAGAUGGCCGUGCCCGAUGUGCACCUCCCCGAGGUGCAGCUGCCGAAAGUGUCAGAGAUUCGGAUGCCGGAAAUGCAAGUACCGAAGGUUCCCGAUGUGCAUCUUCCGAAGGCACCAGAGGUGAAGCUGCCCAGGGCUCCAGAGGUGCAGCUAAAGGCCGCCAAGGCAGAGCAGGCAGAAGGGAUGGAAUUUGGCUUCAAGAUGCCCAAGAUGACCAUGCCCAAGAUGACCAUGCCGAAGCUAGGGAGGGCAGAGUCCCCAUCACGGGGAAAGUCAGGAGAGGCAGGUGCUGAGGUCUCAGGGAAGCUGGUAACACUUCCCUGUCUGCAGCCAGAGGUGGAUAGUGAGGCUCAUGUGGGUGUCCCCUCUCUCACUCUGCCCUCAGUGGAGCUAGACCUACCAGGAGCCCUUGGUCUGGAGAGGCAGGUCCCAGCCACUGAAAUGCGCAAGGUAGAGCGGGCGGAGGGCCCCGAGGUCAGGGAAGUGGGCUUCCGAGUGCCCUCUGUUGAAAUUGUCACUCCACAGCUGCCCGCUGUGGAAAUUGAGGAAGGGCGGCUGGAGAUGAUGGAGAUGAAAGUCAAGCCCUCUUCCAAGUUCUCCUUACCUAAGUUUGGACUCUCAGGGCCAAAGGUGGCUAAGGCAGAGGCUGACGGGGCUGGGCGAGCCACCAAGCUGAAGGUAUCCAAGUUUGCCAUCUCACUCCCCAAGGCUCGGGUGGGGGCUGAGGCUGAGGCCAAAGGGACUGGGGAGGCAGGCCUGCUGCCUGCCCUCGAUCUGUCCAUCCCACAGCUCAGCCUGGAUGCCCACCUGCCCUCAGGCAAGGUAGAGGUGGCAGGGGCUGACCUCAAGUUCAAGGGGCCCAGGUUUGCUCUGCCCAAGUUUGGGGUCAGAGGCCGGGACACUGAGGCAGCAGAACUAGUGCCGGGGAUGGCUGAGUUGGAGGGCAAGGGCUGGGGUUGGGAUGGGAGGGUGAAGAUGCCCAAGCUGAAGAUGCCCUCCUUUGGGCUGGCUCGAGGGAAGGAAGCAGAAGUUCAAGGUGAGCGUGCCAGCCCGGGGGAAAAGGCUGAGUCCACGGCUGUGCAACUUAAGAUCCCCGAGGUGGAGCUGGUCACACUGGGCGCCCAGGAGGAAGGGAGGGCAGAGGGGGCUGUGGUCGUCAGUGGAAUGCAGCUGUCAGGCCUGAAGGUGUCCACAGCCAGGCAAGUGGUCACCGAGGGCCAUGAGGCGGGGCUGAGGAUGCCUCCGCUGGGCAUCUCCCUGCCCCAGGUGGAGCUGACCGGCUUUGGGGAGGUGGGUACCCCUGGGCAGCAAGCUGAGAGUACAGCCCCUUCAGCAGAGGACACGGCAGGCUGCAGGGUUCAGGUGCCCCAGGUAACCCUGUCUCUGCCUGGAGCCCAGGUUGCAGGUGGGGAGCUGUUGGUGGGUGAGGGUGUCUUCAAGAUGCCCACCGUGACAGUGCCCCAGCUUGAGCUGGACGUGGGGCUAAACCGAGAGGCACAGGCAGGUGAGGUGGCCACAGGCAAGGGUGGGCUGAGGCUGAAGUUGCCCACACUGGGGGCCGGAGCUGGGGUGGGGGGCGAGGGUGCUGAGGAGCAGCCCCCAGGGGACGAGCGUACCUUCCGCCUCUCACUGCCCGACGUGGAGCUCUCGCCACCCGGGGGCAACCACGCCGAGUACCAGGUGGCGGAUGGGGAGGGGGAGGCUGGACACAAGCUCAAGGUACGGCUGCCCCGGUUUGGCCUGGCGUGGGCCAAGGAGGGGGCCGAGGAGGGUGAGAAGGCCAAGAGCCCCAAACUCAGGCUGCCCCGAGUGGGCUUCAGCCAAAGUGAGAUGGUCACUGGGGAAGGCUCCCCCAGCCCCGAGGAGGAGGAGGAGGAAGAGGGCAGUGGGGAAGGGGCCUUGGGGCGCCGGGGCCGGGUCCGGGUCCGCUUGCCACGUGUAGGCCUGGCGUCCCCUUCUAAAGCCUCUCGGGGGCAGGAGGGCGAUGCAGCUCCCAAGUCGCCCGUCAGAGAGAAGUCACCCAAGUUCCGCUUCCCCAGGGUGUCCCUAAGCCCCAAGGCCCGGAGUGGGAGUGGGGACCAGGAAGAAGGUGGAUUCCGGGUGCGGCUGCCCAGCGUGGGGUUUUCCGAGACAGGGGCUCCAGGCCCGGCCAGGAUGGAGGGAGCUCAGGCUGCAGCCGUCUGAAGCCGCUGGGCAGAUGGGGAUCCCUUCUUGCCUUCCUUUCUCUACCCCCUCGCUGUUGUGUGUGUGGUAACUAGCACUAACCCUAAGAGGGCUGGGAGGUGGGUGACUGACCAUGGCCGGCGGGGAGGCCUGCUCCUGUCUCUCUGGCAGGAGUGCCUGUACCCCACCAAGCCAUGUGAAUAAAAUAAUCCGGAAGUAGC